GGCGGCAUUGUGGGGAGACGGAUAAUCCAAUCGCCCGUCCACUUUACGCCCGCUCUCGCACUCAUUACACGUGUGGUUUCGAGGGAGACAGCGAAUCUCAGGAAACCUAUAUCCGCCCAUCACAAGGCACCGAAACACCAGUUGUUCUUGUGCCACCACUGUAUUACAGGACGCUGCUGUCAAAUAGCCGUCACCCUCCUUUGGCUUCUUUUCUUUUUGUUGCCCGCGCCCUACUUACGCGCCUUUCCUUCUCCUUUCCCGCUGCCAUCACGAGCAUCGCAGCGAGCGACUUGGUCGGCCGCCCGCCACAAUGAGCUCCUCCGACUACUCGUACGAUAACGAGGCCCAAUUCUUCCCCGUCUUCAUCCUCACCCUCACCGGCCUCGUUACCCUUCCCUUGACCUACUCUCUUCUGCGCCCGAGCAGCGACAACGAUGCCCUUGCUCCCCGAAUCAAGAGCGACUACAAGCACAAAGAUGCCGACGUUGUAGACAAGCUGCGCUCGGCGCAGAGACGCAAGCAGCGCAAGAUCAAGCGCGCCAUUGUCGUCGUUGGUGGAUGGGCCUUGAUGAGCUUCAUGGUCUACCUCAUCAUGACCACUGUCCCCUCUAUUCACAAGAUCUGGAACCCUUACGAUAUUCUGGGUAUCUCAGAGUCCUCCACCGAGAAGCAAAUCAAGUCACACUACAAGAGACUGUCUGUCAAGUUCCACCCCGACAAGGUCAGACCGGACCCCGCCAAGAACGAAACCAUCGAAUCCAUGAACGACUACUAUGUCGAGCUCACCAAGGCCUACCAGGCUCUCACCGACGAGGAAAUCCGCAACAACUACAUUCAGUACGGACACCCUGAUGGUAAGCAGAGCUUCAGCAUCGGUAUUGCCCUCCCGCAAUUCAUCAUCUCCAACGGCAAUGGUAAAUACCUUGUGCUUCUCUACACCGGUCUUCUCGGUGUUUUGCUCCCCUACCUCGUCGGCUCCUGGUGGUACGGAACCAAGAAGCGCUCCAAGGAGGGCGUCCUCAUGGAGAGUGCCAACAACCUCUUCCGCCACUACGAUGAGAACAUGGACGAGGCUAGCAUCAUUGCUGCUCUUACCGCUGGCAAGGAGUACGACGAUAUCCUUCAGGGAGACGCCGCCGAGUCCGGUCUUUCCAAGAUCGAAUCCCGCAUCACAGCCGCAGGUGACGCUUCGCCAUUCGCCGCCGGUUUCAGCGUCAAGGACAAGCAGAAGCUUGAGGAUAUUGAGAAUGGUGUUCGCCGCAAGACUCUUGCUCUCCUCUGGGCCUACCUUGGCCGUGUUGAACUUGACGACGCCGCUCUGACCAAGGCCAAGUACGAGAUCGUCCCUAUCGCCCGCACCCUCAACCAGUCUUUCGCCGCCAUCGCCCUCGCUUACGGUAACAUUGGACCUAUCGAAGGUUCUUUCCACGCCAACCAGCACCUGAUUCAGGCUCUCGCCCCCAAGUCCUCUCCUCUUCUUCAGCUCCCCAACUUCACCUCCAAGAUUGCCAUGGCCGUCGAGGGUGACGCCAAGACACACAUGACCGUUCAGCAGUUCAUGGAUCUUCCCGACGCUCAGCGCAGAAAGCUCGCCGUUGGCAAGGGCCUUUUGAGCGAGGAGCAGUACAAGACCACCGUUUCCGUCGGCAAGCAGCUUCCCCAGCUCCGCGUGGCCAAGGCUUUCUUUAAGGUUACUGGCGAGCGCUGUAUCAUUCCUUCGUCUCUGGUCACCCUUGUCAUCAAGGGCCGCUUCAUCCCUCCCGGUACCGAGAAUGUUCCCGCUGUCAACGAGCUCGACCUCGAGGACAUUGACGCCGCUGAGGAUGACCUCGAGUCCCUCAUGGGCCGCAAGAACAGAACCAUCAAGGGCCCCGACGGCAAGCCCAUCUCCGUCGAGGAGCAGUCUAUUCUCCCCCCUCUGACCUUCGCCCCUCACUACGCCCGCGAGCAAACACCCAAGUGGUACGCCUUCCUUAGCGACUCGAAACAGGGCAAGCUCGCCGUCCCCCCCUUCGCCUUUGAGAAGUUUGACCAGCCCAUCUUCGACGACGCCGGCAAGCCCACCUUCAACAUGCAGACCCUCAAGGCUCAGUUUGCCGCUCCUCCCCAGGCUGGUCACUACACUUUUGUUAUGCACCUUGUUUGUGACUCGUAUGUUGGCUUCGACACCAAGAUGGAGGUUACCCUCGUUGUUGAGGACGCCGCUAGAGCUGCUCAGAUGGAGGCUGAGGAUGAGAUCAGUGAACCUGAAGAGGAUUCUCUCGCUGGACAGAUGCACGCCCUCAAGACUGGCCAGGCACCACAGCCCAAGCGACAACAAGAUGACGAUUCAGAUGACGAAAGUGGCACAGAAGAGGAGGCAGACGACACAAGUGAUACGGACACCGACACUGAGGAUGAAUCAUAGGGGGAUUGAAAAGUUUUGCAUGUGGAUGUAGGGGAUGUGGGAAUGCUAGGAGGCUGGCUGUAACUGUACGUUUUUCGACAUGGGAAACGGAGGGCUUCCCGCGCUGUUUUGUGAUUUUUCGUUGUGGGCUUUUUUUACGGACUCAGCUUGGACGUAGUUUUUACAUCUCUUCGGGUUUCAAUAAUGCACUCUGAAUAGUUGGUGGGAUACGGUAGAAAGUUUUAUACAUGACCAUUUUUUAUUUACAUUUCUUGCUUUGUUCGUGACUUGGUGAUAUGAAUUGAUGUGCUAACUGGCUUUUGCCCAGAAGAUAAAUGCUAAGAAAUAAAAUGCCCGAACCCAACAGAUAGAAAUACCGUACAAUGAGAGAACUAACAGUGAGGACCAUGAAAGAGAGGAUAUAUACAUAAACACACAUACACAUACACGCACACACAGAGCCCCAAUUAGACCACAUGCUCCUAGCAUACACGCAUACCGCAAACUUCGACGCCCUUGCUCUCAAUCUUGGCGUCACGAUCAAAAUAGCGCUCCAUCAGCUCCUGAACAAACACACCGUCACCACUACUCCAGACGUCAAGGCCCAUGCUCUCGACAGCACGGCUGUCGACGACAAUGGGCGGAGCGCCGUCCUCAGUGGAUGACUCGGGAGACUCUCCGACGUCUGGAGAAAGCAGGUCCUCUUCUUCAUCAUCAUCGCCCGCACCAUUAGUGGGCUCUUCAUCGCGAUACCGGUCUUCGCCUUGAGGAUAUGCCUGCUCGUCGUUGUCCACUAGCUCGGAUAUGACUGCGAGCAUCUGCGACGUAAGACGAUGGAAGUAGGCAAUAAUGGCAAGCUCAAUGUGAGCAUCGCCCUCCUCACUCAUACUGCGGUUGCCGACUAGCGAGGAAAUCGAGUCCGUCAUGAGAAGGUCAAGCUGAGAGUUGGAGCGUCGGUUCUUAGGCAUGGAUGAGCCGUAGGGGCCGUUCAAGUCUGCUAGAAGCGCCGCAUCUUGGGCAGACUCUUCUUGCUCUUCGGAGAGGAGUUGCUCGCCAGCACUGGCCCACCACAUGAAACCACUGUACGCUAAGGAUGCCCAGCUUUGCGGCUCGACGAUUCUGUCCAGGGCCUCCUCAGAGCCAUCACCAAGAGCUGGGUUCAGCACGGAUCUGCUAGACUGCGCAGACUCUGGCCGAGGAACGGAUUCACUUGCACCUGGACCGCUAGAAGCCACGGCGGCGAGGUUGGCGAGACCGCUUCUGAGGGCGUUGAAACGGCGGAGAUCCCGUUGUGUGGCUCGAAUCGGCUGACCCUUGGGACACUCCACAGUAGGCCAAGUCUUUUCCUUUGAAUCUGUCGCAUGGUCUGGAGGGAUAGUGAUUAGCAUAUCCCAUAGGGUGUCUUUGACAGCCAGAAUGCUGUCAGUUGUGCAGGCGACCCAUCCGGACUUGGACUCGUCGUCCAUAUACUCUUGGUCGUUUCGUUUCGAAGCCUCCAAGUCUGAUACUAGGAAAGGAAUGUCGUGGACACCAAUGGUGAAGAGUGGUCGGAGGCGUUGCGAGGAAGACGGGUUAGGUAAGGAUUCGAGAACAGCGAUGGGGAUAUUGGAGAUGACGGAUAUGUUAUAUACUUUAAGCCUGUGUUAGCGAAUGCAACAGGAUACUGUAUUUAGCAGGAGCAAUCUUACCAAAGUCGCAGACUUGAUGUACUGGAGCAUGACAAGAUAUUAAAAUACGCUUGCGCAAUAGUGCAGCUCGUUGAAUAGGGAAGAUGAGAGGGCCGAACCUGUCCAGCAGGGCAGCCAGACUCCAUGCCGGAUGGAAAGGGGAAAGCUUGUGUUCGGGCGGAACAAGAGUAGCUGCAUCAGAGGCAGAUCGCUUUCGAGAAUGGCCCUUGCGACCUUGCAUGGGCGAUGCAGGCAAGCUGGGGACGGGUGAAGCCGCGGGGUCGGCGCGAGACGCUUGGUGCGUCUGCCAAUACUUUUCAAGCAGCUCUGUUGAGUCGGGAUCUUUUGCGAGUUUUCUAGAAACAAAAGGUGAUUAGCAUUAUGUUGAUGUAUGUUGGCAGCAGCGGCAAAUAACGUACGAGGCCAUAUCCUUAAGAGCUUCGGCAUGGCGCCAAGAGCGGCCUAAUCUGCCAUAGCUCAGCGGCACGAGAAUACCAACUGCGAGCAUGCGGGCAUUGCGUAGGCUUUCAUCUUCGCAGGGCUCGUUGACAAAAGCACUCAGGCCUGCGUAUUGGCCAUCUUGUACAAAGUAGAUUAAGUCGUCGUGGACGGUGUGCAGCCCCGAGGGCAGGGACUUGAACUCGACAACCCCUUCGAGCUCGACGCCCGUCUCAGCACGGUUCCAGACAAUGGUAUAUCCGGCCUUGACGUCAAAGUUGAUGAGAAAGAGAGCUGAAAGAGGAGGGGUAGCAGAGGCGAGGUUGGCGGGGACGGAGACGGAGAGCCGGGAGCGACGAGAAGAGGAAGUCAUGGUGAUGCUGAUGAUGUGCCGUUUACUGGUGCGUCAUUCUAAAGCAACCGGGGGUUGCGUCGUUCGCAUUCGUGUACGACGAACGCUGAAGAGAGUCGAGAGCCGCAAAAAUACGCAGAAGAAAAAGAAGCAAGUGCAGAGGAGCACACGACCGUUGGAUGGGGCGAAGGAUGGACAAGCUGC
[Torrubiella] hemipterigena is the source of this 5047-nucleotide messenger RNA. The record is from the annotation of a GenBank genome assembly. NCBI's taxonomy places the organism in Eukaryota, Fungi, Ascomycota, Sordariomycetes, Hypocreales, Clavicipitaceae.